UGGCGACCGCGCCCAGGUUGUAUUCAAUUCCCUGCCUGUUUCUAUAUUUACUGUCACUCUAGCGAGGACUGUCCUACGCAUUGCUGGGGUGAUUGGAGUGAAGGGUGGGAAUGCUGAGUGCUCGAAUCAGAGAUGAUUCGAAAGAUAAAAAACAAAUCUUUGAGGGCUUGACAGGGUAGAAACGGUUGACGUUUCUCUUUAUGGGUUAUCUAGAGCCAGGGGUUAUGGUCUCAAAGUAAAGGCCAUUUGGGACCACUGAGUGCUUCAACUGUGGGUUUUAAUCUUUGGAAUUCUCUACCCAACAGGUCUCUUGAGUUUCAAGAUAGAAACCGAUGGAUAUUUGUGAUUUAAGGGAAUCGAGGGGUGUAGAGUUAGCUUAUCUUUUACCUUCUAUAUCACUGACUGAUGGAGCAGGCAGAGAAGCUGAAUGAUCUGUUCCUACUUCUGUUUAUUAUACUGUUCUAUACUGUACACAUUGGUGGGAGCCAUCAUCCAUGAGAAAGCAAUUCUGCAUGUACUUGGCUCAACUUUUGUCUCUGAAAGGCAGCUAGGAUGCUAAUGAAGGUGGCCUUGCCGGUGACAUUUACAUCUGGAAAUUUAUUAAUGAGAAAGAAAACAUUGGUUUAAAUUUCAAAGUACAUUUCUGUCACCACAUAAAACCCUGAGAUUCAUUUUCUUGUGGGCACUCACAGUAAAUACAAGAAACACAAUAGAAUCAAUGAAAGGCCACAUCCAACAGGAUGGACAAACAACCAGUGUGCAAUAGACAACAAAUUGUACAAAUACAAAAAGAAAUAAUGUAAAUUAAUAAUAAUAAACAAAUAAGCAAUAAAUAUCGAGAACAUGAGAUGAAGUGUCCUUGGAAGUGAGUCCAUAGGUUGUGGGAACAGUUCAGUGAUUGGAUAGAGAUGUUAUCCCCUCUGGUUCAAGAGCUUGAAGAUUGAACGAUAAUAGCUGUUCUUAAACCUGGGGUGUGGGUACUGAGGCUGCUGAACCUUCUUCCUGAUGGCAACAGCAUGAACAGAACAAGCCCAGAUGGUGGGGAUCCCUGAUGAUGAAUGCUGCUUUCCCGUGACAAUGCACCGUGUAGAUGGGCUCAAUGGUGGAGAGAUGGUCUGGAAUGGAGCCAGUACUUUUGGUAGGCAUCUCUGUUUAAGGGCAUUGGUAUUUCCAUAAAGGGUAUAAUUUGACCAGUCAAUAUACUCCCCACCACACAUCUGUAGAAGUUUGUCAAAAUUUUAGGUGACAUGCCAAAUCUUGGAGCCUUCCAAGGGUGUAAAGAUGCUGCUGUGCUUUCUUUGUAAUGACAUUUAUGUACUGGAUCCAGGACAGAUCCUCUGAAUGAUAACAUUCUCUUACUCCUCCAAGAUCUGGUUAACCUUUGGAGGGAUAAGAAACAAUCCAAAGACCAGCUCAGAUUAGGUAAAGAUAAGCUUUUGGUGCAUUUAAUUUUUUUUAUUAAUUAGAGUCAAACUUGUGGGUCUUUUGUGAAGGGCUGUUCAACAAGUUAGUUCCUACAGUAGUGUGUGGCAGGUAAUUGCUGUGGUAAAUUAGGUUUGUUAUUGAAAGAGAGAUUUUGCAUUUAUGUAGUGUUUUUCAUAAACUUGGCAUGUGUCUGACACUGCAUUGCAAAUGAGGUACGACUGAUUUGUAGUUGCAUGCAAUGUCGAAAACAGAACCAGAUUUCCUUCACAAACAGAAAUGUUAUAAUGACCAGAAGACCUGUUUUAGUGAUAGUUGAGGAAGAGGAAUUGUCAACAAUAUUUGGUAGAUCUCCUUUGCCCUGUUCCUAAGUCAUCAGUACUGUACUAGAUUUUGGCAGUAGAAUCUCUGGAGUAGAUCUGAGCUUGCUACCCAGUGAAAUAAGAUUAUGUUGUUUUUUGAUUUGGACAUGGGGAGACUCAGAAAAAGGGUUUCUUUAACCAUUCUUUGUCACCUAUCUAGAAUUUCCAUAUCAUUACCUGCAGGAUAAUGACAUCUUUUACUGCCCAUACCUGCAGGAUAUUGACAUUCUUAAUUUUGUUACCUGCAGGGUAUUGACAUUUUUUCCUAGGUAUUUGGUGGUUUUGGAGCAUGGCAAAAUUUAAGAAUAAGGGGUAGGCCAUUUAGAACGGAGUUGAGGAAAAACCUUUUCACCCAGAGAGUGGUAGAUAUGUGGAAUGCUCUGCCCCAGAAGGCAGUGGAGGCCAAUUCUCUGGAUGCUUUCAAGAAAGAGCCAGCUAGAGCUCUUAAAGAUAGCGGAGUCAAGGGAUAUGGGGAGAGGGCAGGAACGGGGUACUGAUUGUGGAUGAUCAGCCAUGAUCACAUUGAAUGGCGGUGCUGGCUCGAAGGGCCGAGUGGCCUACUCCUGCACCUAUUGUCUAAUUUAUUCUUCCUAUUCUGUUGCUGUCUUACUGUUUCGCUGUUCAUGGUAGAGAAGCAGUUAGCGCAAUCGCUUUAUAACACCAGCCGCCAUUGAUCAGCGUUUAAUUGCUGCUCCUGUCUGUAAAGAGCUUGUACAUUCUCCCUGUGACCCUGCAUGGGGUUCCUCUAGGUGCUGUCAUUUCCUCCUAUGUUCCAGAGAUGUAUGGUUAGUGUUAGGGAGUUGUGGGCAGGCUGUGUUAAUGCUGGUAGCGUGGCCACACUUGCUGGCUGCCUCCUGCACAUCUUCAGAGUACGCUGGGCAUUGAAGCAAAGUGAUGCACUCCACUGCAUGUUUUGCUGUGCCCGUGACAAAUAAAGUUCAUCUUUAUCUUCAUUUUCUCUUUAACUAUACCAGAAAUUGUGAACACAACACUUGACCCAAUGGGGCCAAAAUAGAUAGGAAGCAGUUGAUUCUGUGGUGAGUUUUGCAUCAGCACAGAAAGUACUGAUACUACUCCAACACCCCAGGCCACGGGGGGUGGGGGGGGUGGGAGGACAGCAUUUCCUGCGCAUCUCAAUGUGGUUAGUUCAGUAUGUGCAGGGAGGUGAGUGACUGGCACUCAAAAACCUGCCUGAUUGAUAUAGGAACAGACACGAAGACCCAGAAACAGUCCUAUAUGUUCAGUAAUGUGCUGUAGCAGUCUGCAUGAAAAGGUGUACAGACAGAGUGUGUGCACACUUAGGAUGUAGUCAUUUACUGCAAAGUUUUCAUGUAGGAGUGGCAGCGUGAGCUUAGUGGUGACGCGUGUCACUCAGUGGCUGCUCUUACUCAUCCCCGAUUCCAUUUUAAAUGGUUUCCUCAAUUAUUUUGUCACUUCUUUUCUACUCUUUGUCAAGAAGGUAAGGGUCUUUAAAUCUCUGUCUUUCCUUGCUUUGACUCUUUAAUCCACAGGUCAUCGAAUUACAGGAAGGAUAUUAAUAAGGUUGAAAGAGCUCAGAGAAGAUUUACAAGGAUGUUACCGGGACUUGAGAAACUGAGUUACAGAGAAAGGUUGAAUAGGUUAGGACUUUAUUCCCUGGCAUGUAGGAGAAUGAGGGGUGAUUUGAUAGAGGUGUAUAAAAUUAUGAUGGACCUUGAUAGAGUGAAUGCAAGCAGGCUUUUUCCACUGAGGCUAGGGGAGGAAAAAAAGAGGACAUGGGUAGGGUGAAGGGGGAAAAGUUUAAAGGGAACAUUAUGGGGGGUUUCUUCACACAGAGAGUGGUGAGAGUGUGGAAUGAGCUGCCAGAUGAAGUGGUAAAUCCAGGCUCACUUUUAACAUUUAAGAAAAACUUGGACAGGUACAUGGAUGAGAGGUGUAUGGAGGGAUAUGGGCAGGUCAGUGGGACUAGACAGAAAAAUGGUUCGGCACAGCCAAGGAGGGCCAAAAGGCCUGUUUCUGAGCUGUAAUGUUCUAUGGUUCCAGGUAUGUAUUUCACAAUUUGGCUUUUAGAAGGUGUGUCACAGGAAAACAAAGAAAAAUCUAAUCCCCAUUUCAGCCCUCCCCUCCCCAGCCACAUAGGUAACUUCGAUGAAAUCUUAGUCAUUCCUUUUAAUGGGUAAAAUCUGCUGGUUAGUGCUCCUCGGGUUCUGUGGAUCGAGUGCAAAUCUUUUCUUGUUGAGAGUUGCAGGCAGAGAGGCAAUGGCCUGGAAGGUUGAGCACAACCCCUGCUAUUGUGCAACUCAACAGCCAGUUUCCAAAAGGCAGUUGUGGGCCUCUGUAUCCUGUGAUCUGAGCUAAUAUUUACCUAGGAGUGAAAAUCAGCAGAAGAGGUUGUCUGGUUGUCUGUUGCUCUUUCAGGUGCAUUUUUGAACUGUUUUGGGUGUUGACAGUGUAAUGACGGCUAACUUUAAAGGACAUAAAGCAUUAAAGGUGAAGAAGGAGGCCGGAGAGAAUGUCCCGACUCUCAGCGACCAGGAGUUGGUCUCCAUGACGGUGAGAGAACUGAACCAGCACCUGCGGGGCCUGAGUAAGGAGGAGGUUGUCCAGCUGAAGCAGCGGCGACGGACACUGAAGAACCGGGGUUAUGCAGCCAGCUGUCGGGUCAAGCGCGUGACACAGAAGGAAGAGCUGCAGCGACAGAGAACCGAUCUCCAGCAGGAGGUGGCCAAGCUGGCCCAGGAGAACGCCAACAUGAGAGUGGAACUUGAUGGCUUGCGCACCAAGUAUGAGGCCCUUCAGAAGUAUGCUCGCACUAUGGCCAAGACCCCUACCCUACCCCCCACCAGUGUCAUUACCAUUGUCAAAUCAUCUGACUCCUAGGCUCUUCUCGGACGAGGAGGUUGAAUUAAAGGGCCAGAGCAGGUAAAUGGAAUUAAGGUACAGAUGGCAGUCUUGAAAUAAUAGAAUGGACAAGGUCUAUCCUUGUUUUGAUCUAAGGCAAGGCUCUUCCAUGACAAUGCUUCUGGAGAUCACACACAGAAGCAUGAUGCUGUUGCUCAGCAAAAGCCUCCCUCUUAAUCCCGUUUACCCUCAAAAUCCUGGAGUUGCCAAUCAAUAACUGUCUUGUGCAGUGGUUAGUAAGUGCCUGCAUCACCAGGCCAGAAGUCUGACUAAGUAGCAUUGAUUUUGCAGCUGGCUUUCCUGAGUUCAGAGAGGAAAAUCUUCAUUUUGGAAUCAGUGUGGUAAGUCUGUAGAUGGAUUGGAUGGGCUCCCCCGUCACCCAUAGGUGCUUGGCUGGUUAUUGAACUUGGGUUGUUCACGUUGCCAUCUGAAGAGCUGAAACUCGGGAAGAAUCUCCGUUUGCAACAAAGAUCAGGACUACGAAUGCCGGUAACAGUGGUUUCCGUCUGGGGCUUUCACAAGCCAAAACGUUAGGAAUUCUGAGGAGAAAUUGUAUAGUAAUCAAAUAUUGUGUCUCUUAUAAGCUGUACAAAUUAUAUACUUUUAUUCAAUUUCUCAGUUUCCAUUAUAAACUUGUUCAAUGAUGAAAUCUGUGUAAAUAGCUUGUGGCCUAGAUGUCUCCAAGCUUAUGCUAAGUGAAAAUUGCAGACUGAGAGAGGCCAUUCUUGAAUCUAGGUCUUAUUCUGAGAGCCAGGUACAAGUUUAUUUGGAGUCAGUAUAAAUUGAGACACAAGAGGGCAGAUGCAACAAGCAAAAUGUUGGAGGAACUCAGCUGAUCAGAUACCAUCUGUAGAGGAAAGUGAACAGUCAGCUGUCUACAGAUGCUGCUUGACACAUCCAGUUCCUUCAGCAUUUUGUUUAUUGCUCAGAUAUACCCAAUCUUGUGUGAGGUAUAAUUGGUGUAAUAUGGCCUGAGAGGAAAUAAACCGAUAUUACAGCUUUCAAAACUUUUGUCAAUGUGGCCUUUUAGAAAAUAAAUUGAAUUUUACUGUCUUUAAUUAGUUUUUAAAAGGGAAAUAAUUAAAGUCCUUCUGUUUCUUGUGAUUCCUGAGAUACAAACAAUUUCUAAUCUUAGCAGGGUUGUGCAGAACUAAGGUGAAAAUUCAUUCAGUUCUGUGGUGUGAUUUGGGAGACGCAGGUGCUGCGUGGAUUCCAAAAUAGACAUUAUUGAUGAAAGAGACUACAAUCUGCUAAUGGUUCACACUGCAGGUAGAUUAUGAUCUCACCCAGCACACAGCGUUGAUCUGACUACAGAGUUGACAGUGCUUCAGCUAACCCCAUACCUUUGCUUGGUUGCUGGUUUAUUACUCUGGCCUCUGCUGCAACAUGAUUCAGCAUUUGCUACUUUUAAGCGUUCUUGUAGAUUGCCAAACUACUGACAGGCUAUCUAGAUUUCAGGACAUUGCAGAAACCAGGCUCUCCUCCUUAGCAUGCGCUUGCAAAGAGGGAUUCUCCAAGGGGCAUGAAGACAUUGUCUGUGUUACAAGAGGGACAUCCUGCCUCAAGCAACAAUGUCAGAGUGAAAAUGGUAGGCUCCUUCUUAAUGCAACAAUAGUUAUUGAUGUCCACCACAGCAGGAGGUCAUCCCUAGGCCAGCCAAUUCAAAGAUAGUUGUUGCAUCUCAUUCUCUUACCAAGUAAAGAGUCAUGCUUACAAGGACAGUUGGCUUCCCCUGAUUCAGGCUGCUAUCGCCUGUACUUGUAUCGAGCCAUUGUACCAGCUGGCAACACAAGCUAACGGGGCAGACUGAUUAGUCUGCUACAUUAGAGCCCCACUGUACUCUUCAGAAAGGGUGUUGAGAAUCCUGUUGAUCUGAUAUGUGCUGGGCAACAUCUCAUCUGUAUCUGUGGUAUCCUUUAACAACCUUCUUCACUAUCCUCAACUCUGAUCCGUUUUCAUGCCAUCUGCAAACUUGUUCAUUGGACUUCCUAUUCUUUCAUCAUAUCAGCAUACCCCUGCAAUUGGAGAGUUUGUUUUCUUAGAAGACUGGCUGUAUCAUGGUUUUCCAUAAUUCUAGUCCCUUCUGUCUCUCCCGUUGAAUCCUGUCUUCUCAGCAAAGAUGCAGAGAUGCAUUCACUGAGUAAUUCCAUCCGCCCCUGUAGGCGUGCUACAUACAUGUACAGGAUUUGCUGAUUUUUUUGAGGACUGUUGUUUUAAUUACCUAAAAUGUAUAUUACAUGGUUUGAUAAAUUAUUAUAUAAGUAUUGAUAGAAGAAAUUGCUUUAUUAGUUUACAGAGUAAAUCUCAUAAGUGGCUUCCUACUGUGAAUCAACAGCCUUGCCUCAUUGUUCUUGGUAAACUAGUACAACUUCUGUGUAUGUUUGUGUUAGACAAAUUUUUGUUGUGAUGUGUGAAUUCCAUAAGGAUGAAUUUCAAAUGUUCAAAGAUUCAAUUUAAUGUUAUGUUAAAUGUAUACAAUAUACAUCCUGAAAUGCUUUUUCUUUGCAAAACACCCACAAAAACAGAGAGGUCCCCCAAGGAAUGAAUGACAGAUAAAUGUGAGAACCCCAAAGGCCCACCCCCCAGUUCCCUUGCGCGUACACUGCAAAACAAAAGGUGCACCUGCUACCAGGGACAAGCAUGAGCAAAGCAAUAGCAAAGACACAGACUUGCAGUUACCCCAAAGACUAUCACAUUUUAUACAGUAUUCAACAAACCACAGGUUCUCUCUCUCCCUAAUAAGGGAGAAGGAAGUGUUCCCCAUUUUCACAGCGAGCAGGAGACAUAACAACAACCCACUUGUUUACGAUGUUAAAAAGUCUGUUUUGUUGCCUUUCACGAGCUCUGUGCCUGAAAAUCGUAAAGAUCUCGGGUCUUCGGGCCCACAGCGAUAGAUUUUCAGGCCUCCCCAACGACACACAAGUCUCCUGCUGAGACACCGACCCUCGAUCCGCUCGUCUCUAGAGCCCCAAGAUCUCAGACUUCCAAACACUAGGCUAUCUCCCAGGCCGACCCCUUGGUCUGCCGAACGUCAGUCGGUUCUGAAACCCUGAAAACGGGUCCCAUUCCUGCAAAGAACCGGUCAGCGUGUAGCUGCAGGUCAGGGUCUUCAAAAGAACCCCCGAAAGGGAAAAGUAGAGAUAUUAAAGAUGGAAAUAGAGCUGCUUCCGAAGAUGCAAGCAAAGGAGUUGCUGUUUAGCACGACUGCCAUAAUGCAGCAGUACACUGCGUAUAUUAGAACUAACGGGUCUCAGCAUGGAUCCUUACAGAACAUCACUGGUCACAGACCUGCAGUCAGAAAAACAUAUUCACCAAUGCCAUAUCUAUGACUAAGCCAAUUUUGGAUCCAUUUUACUAACUCACUGUGGAUCCCAUGAGCUUUAAUCUCUGGGAUUAUCUUGUUCAUAUGUUACUAGUGCCAAUACCAAAGUUGUAUACAAAUCCAACUAAAGUAUUUCCAACACUAAAAUUAAAAAAAAAUGUAAGGUCUUAAUAUAUUUGAAUCUUUGCAUUAAGAUCAAUUCUAACAAAUACAAAUAACCCAAAAACAAGAGAAUAUCUCACCCUGCUAAAAUGCUCCAACUUCCUCAUGAUCGAAGUGGGGAUCUGGGUCAUUUGUAUAGGAAAACUCAAACACCGAUUGUGUAUCUUGUAUACGGGAGACUGUUAUUCACAUUGAAGGUAAAUGUAACAACCUCUUAACUGAUCCCCUGAAGACCUUACUGGUAACUAUUAAGGUAUUUUAUUCAAGAUCUAUGUAUAAUUUAAUCAAGGUAUCAAAAGAAAUAUUAACAAUUUUUCCCUUUUGUGGAGGUUUCAAUCAGGCCUUUCCCAAACUAGAUGACCACUUGAGUUAGCAAGGAUCAAUAAACUCUAGAUCUAUCUUACUCAUACACCAUCUUGGAACAUUGCUAUAAAUAAAGAUCUUGUAUUUUGAAGUAA
Messenger RNA from Hypanus sabinus (Atlantic stingray), 8606 nucleotides. RefSeq names its product v-maf avian musculoaponeurotic fibrosarcoma oncogene homolog K (gene mafk). Gene Ontology annotation, biological process: regulation of transcription by RNA polymerase II. Gene Ontology annotation, cellular component: nucleus. Bases 4218 to 4643 code for a protein of 141 amino acids. The record is from RefSeq and is a predicted model, not a curated record. NCBI's taxonomy places the organism in Eukaryota, Metazoa, Chordata, Chondrichthyes, Myliobatiformes, Dasyatidae. Gene Ontology annotation, molecular function: DNA-binding transcription factor activity, RNA polymerase II-specific; RNA polymerase II cis-regulatory region sequence-specific DNA binding. The transcript is spliced from 3 exons.